Molecule: messenger RNA, 1020 nt
Organism: Cordyceps militaris CM01
Lineage: Eukaryota; Fungi; Ascomycota; Sordariomycetes; Hypocreales; Cordycipitaceae
Exons: 2
Coding region: 1-1020 (339 amino acids)
Source: RefSeq, a predicted model, not a curated record
AUGAAACUCACGCCCGUCCGUAUCAGGGGCAAACGCAAGGCAUCAAACACCGCCACUUCGACCACGCCGCGGCCGUCCAAGAUGCUGCGCUCCCUCCAGGACGUCAAGCAUAUGCGGCAGCGGCAGCCGCGCACCACCCUUGACAGGCUUCCCACCGAGAUUCUCGAGAAAAUUCUCCUGUACAGCGGCAGCGUGGCGCUCCCGCAGUGCAGCCCCGUCGUUGGCGCCAAGCUGUCGUCUCGUGCGACGUUGCUGCGCUUCUUCAUUUGGGGCUUCCACGACACGUGGGACCAGUGGUUUGGGGUUCCCUUUCGUGAAGUGCUCGAGGGCCCCAAGCCGAAAGACGAUGCCAGGGGAGCGCGCAGUCCGCAGGAAGCAAAAUACUUUCCAUGCGAUGGCGACCCCGAGCUCCAAAGCGCUCUUCUCGAGCUUCCUUGGGUAGACAUGGACUUGAUCCUGCGCGCCCAGCAGACGUGGGCCGACACCUACGCCCGCCACCGCUGGUACGAGCCGCACAUCCCGCUCAGCGCCGGCGGGUAUGGCCUCUUUGACGCCACGCGGUAUUUCGACGCCGCAUACCAGACUUUUACUCGCCACCGACACCUCCCGGUGCGCACCGUCGUCCGUCACGUGCAUCCUGACGUGCGUCUGCCCGUACCGCUGGUAACGGGUCCGUGGAACGAGGAACGCCAGAGGCGGCUGCUGUGGCUCGUUCACGGGGGGAUCAACCUCGAGGCGCCGGACAGCGCGACGCGCAGCCUGCCGUGGGAGUAUCACGUUGACUUCCUGCGCAACGCUAUCGUACAGGCGCAGACGCCGAACGACAUCGCAUACCGGCUACUACGGGAUCAGUGCGAUUUGAUGCGGGUGCCGGCGGACGUGCUUCGGCAGGAGCGCGACGCCCUGAUUAAGAGGUUGCAAUGGGGCCAGCACAGCGAGCUUGUGUUUUCAUUGCUGCAGGAAGUGCUGGAGGAUGUCAAUUACAAGUUGGACUAUCACACUUUCAGUCCUCAGAAGUGA